AUGUUUAAUGAAAUUUUCGAUGUCACUAAAGGCCUUUCUGUGUUCAAUGUUUACCAGAGUAUGUGUGAUGAGGACAGAAGUAGUCAAUGCAGUGAACAUUGGAAGAAUUUUACCCAUGAGUCACAUCCUAACUUCCAGGCCAAGAGUCAUCUUGCAGACAGCCAUUAUGAAGGUAGAAAAGACUUUGACCAAAUGUCAAAUCACAAUAGUCAUCAGGUGUUUCCUGUUCUGGAGAAGUCAAAUAAUCAAAGUAAAAAUAUCCAAUGCUUAAAGCAAUCUUCAAAUAGCAUUGAAAAAACAAAUAUUGCAGUCAGGGAGAAAGUUUAUAAAUAUUUGACACACUGGAAAUUCUUCAAUCAAAUAUCAAAUACAAAUAUACUUACCAAAAGAUGUACCAGUAUAGGACAUAAAUGUGAAGACUGUGGUAAAACAGGUCACUCGUUUUUAGGUGGAACUGUACAUGAAAUAAUUUAUCCUGGACAGAAGCCUGAAAUUUGUAAAGAAUUUGGCAAUUCAUUUUGCAUUUCCUCAACUCUUACUCAUCAUCACAGAUUCCAUGCUGGACACAAGCCUUAUAACUGUGAAAAAUAUGCUAAAGCUUUUGACCACUCCUCAAAUGUUAAUGGUAUUCAGAAAAUUAAUAUAGGAGAUGAAAAUUUGAUAUGUAGUGAAUGUGGCAAUGACUUUAGAGAGUCUUUUAAUCUUCCUCAGCAUCAGAGAAUUCAUACUGGUGAAAACUCUCCUAUGUGUAGAGAAUGUGAGAAAGCAUUUAUGAUGACCUCAAACCUCAGACAAGUUCAGAAAAUUCAUACUGGAGAGAAGCCUUAUGAAUGCAGAAAAUGUGGCAAAGCUUUUAGGAUGCCCUCAAAACUUACAGAACACUGGAGAAUUCAUGCUGCAAGGAAGCCCCAUAAGUGUACUCAAUGUGGGAAAGCAAUUAAACAUUCCUCAAUUCUUACUGAACAUCAGAAAAAUCAUACUGGAGAGAAGCCUUAUGAAUGUCCUCAAUGUGGCAAAGGCUUUAGGAACAGGUACAAACUUACUCGACAUCAAAGAAUUCAUACUGGAGAGAAACCUUAUGUAUGUACACAGUGUGGAAAAGCCUUUAGGCGGCAGUCAACCCUUAAUGAACAUCAGAAAAUUCAUACUGGAGAGAAGCCUUUUGAAUGUACUCAAUGUGGCAAAGCCUUCAGGCAGCAGUCAACCCUUAAUGAACAUCAGAACAUUCAUACUGGAGAGAAGCCUUUUGAAUGUACUCAAUGUGGCAAAGCCUUCAGGCAGCAGUCAACCCUUACUGAACAUCAGAAAAUUCAUACUGGAGAGAAGCCUUAUGAAUGUCCUCAAUGUGGCAAAGCCUUUAGCCGGCAUUCAAUGCUUUCUCAACAUCAGAAAAUUCAUACUGGAGAGAAGCCUUAUGAAUGUACUCAAUGUGGCAAAGCCUUCAGGCGGCAGUCAACCCUUACUCAACAUCAGAAAAUUCAUACUGGAGAGAAGCCUUAUGAAUGUCCUCAAUGUGGCAAAGCCUUUAGGUACAUGUCCACACUUACUCAACAUCAGAAAAUUCAUACUGGAGAGAAACCUUAUGAAUGUACUCAAUGUGGCAAAGCCUUUAGGCAGCAGUCAACACUUACUAAACAUCAGAAAAUUCAUACUGGAGAGAAGCCUUAUGAAUGUACACAAUGUGGCAAACCCUUUAGGCAGAACUGGCACCUCACUCGACAUUUGAAAAUUCACACUGGAGAGAAGCCUGGUAAAUAUAUGCCAUGUGGCAACUUUAGCUGGACCUCAACCUUUACUCGGCAUCAGAAAAUUCAUUCUGUUGAGAAUCCUUAUGUAUGUGAAGUAUGUGGUAAAGCCUUUCACCUGUAA
Molecule: messenger RNA, 1869 nt
Organism: Artibeus jamaicensis (Jamaican fruit-eating bat)
Lineage: Eukaryota; Metazoa; Chordata; Mammalia; Chiroptera; Phyllostomidae
Product: zinc finger protein 260-like
Biological process (GO): regulation of transcription by RNA polymerase II
Molecular function (GO): DNA-binding transcription factor activity; RNA polymerase II cis-regulatory region sequence-specific DNA binding
Source: RefSeq, a predicted model, not a curated record